UAUGGACACAGAUCCCUUGACGUACUCUAGGUGCCAUUGGUCCACUGACAUGUCGGCCCAGGAUCCUCGUAGCAAAGCUAUAUAAGGCUGGCCAUAGUGGGGUAACAUAACUAGUACUCCCUCCGUUCGGGAAAAGUUGUCCCUGACGACAUUUUGCGAAAAUCACCUCCUCUUUCUCCCGACAAACUACGCAGCCCUCCCUCCGUCUGCUUCUCUGCUCCGUCGCCUCGCCACGCGCCGGCCGCCUGCUCCGUCGCCUGGCCGCCUGCUCCGUCGCCUCGCCGCAUGUCGGCCGCCUUCUCCCCCUCGUCUCGCUGCUUCUCUGCGUCCGCACUAGGAGAUCAAGAGGGAAGGAUCUCCUUUUCUGUAAAGCUCGUGCCUUGCCGGCUGCGUCGGCGGCGCUCGAUGACCCGCUCCUCGUUCUCGAGCACCCCCUCCAGACCUCGAGCUCCGGCGGCGGCGCUCGAUGGCCCGCUCCUCGUCCUCGAGCACCUCCUCCAGACCUCGAGCUCCGGCGGCGGUGGCAUGGGAAAGACGACCAGGGCAUGGGGAAGACGAAGACUUGCUCCAGCAGCUCAUCUUGCUCCUCGAGCUGGUGGGCUGAUGAUGGAGGACCUGCACUCUUGGCUCCACCAGCGCCGCCGCUGCCGCUUCUGCUUCUGCUCCCCGCUCGCCCACAGCGCAAAGAUUGGAGGAGGAAUGGAGUAUUGCAGAGGAAUGGAUGCUGCUUCUUUUGGUGCAGGUUUGCAUGUGAAGACCUUCACCCUGCGCUCAUCAUGUAAGCCACUUUGUAAUCUUAUUGUGCUGUCUUUUCUCUGUCUUUCUGUCAGGAAGGAUUUGGGAAUGUUUUCAGAGAUGUUUUCCUUCUCUCAUUUUAGACCAUGAUCAUUUUAAUGCUACAAUUUAGAAACAAGGAAAUUUAGUUGAUGGAAGCACAUUCCAUGAACAUCAAGGAAAUUUUAGUAAACUGCAGUAGGAUUUUCCAAGUUAGUGCUUGCAAAAUUUGUCACUGUCAACUGAAACAUGAGUGUAUGUUUUCAUUUUCCAAACUAGUGCUUGCAAAAUUUGCAAGCAUUGUUAUUUUAUUUUAUUUCUUUGUACAAUAUGGCAGUAGAGACCAUGGCAGUAGAGACCAUAACAGUAGUGACCAUGACAGUACUGAACAUAUACUCCCCUGAAUUUUUUAUGCUCCUACUCCACUUUAUGAGUUUUUUUAAACUGCCAAAUGACAAUUUACUGAAGAUGCAGAGAAGAUGCUAGUAGUAUCUCUCACAAGUUAACUUAAUCUUGGAAAGUUCACUUUAUGUGCUCACAUUCGAUCGUGUGUAAUAGUUCUACGAAGGUAAUCUUGUAGAGAAUAGGCUUAACAACCCUGCUUUUAUACAUAGUUUAUUUUUAUGCUCAAUAGACCAGCAACAUGACUCUACUUCUGUAUGUUGUGUAAUUAAUUAACCCAGAGUAAGAAUCUUGGAAAGUUGGAAGGCCUAUCUGCAUGAAGAAAAACUACAAGUGAAUGCCCACCAUUUUGAAAGCUUUUCCUCCUGUGGGUGCUCUGACAGCUCAAAAAAAAAGUGAUGACAUAUUAAAUUCCUGAAUAAUGUUCUUUUAUCUUGAGGAAAUUGACAGCAACAGUAGAUCAGAAAUUGCUUCUACUCUAGGUGAGGUUCAGAAAUUAUCCAAAGAUUCAGUUAACUUUUGUUAACAUUCAGUUAACUGAUGAACUUUGGACAUUGAGGGACACAUUCAGUUAACUUCUGUGUUAACUGAAUCUUUUUUGCAACAUUUCUGCAGAGUACUCUCACCGGCAGCAUGAUCAAUUGUGUUUGAAAUUAAUGAACAAGUGCAGGGAUCAGAAAAUGGAGCUUCUUCUCACCGGCAGCAUGAUCAAUUGUGUUUGAAAUUAAUGAACAAAUGCAAGGAUCAGAAAUUGGAGCUUCUUCUCAGCGGCAGCAGCACAAGUAGGGUAGCUCCGGGCAGCAGCACGAGCAGGGCCGCCUGGGAGCAGCAGCAACUUGCAGACGAGCAGCAGGUCGAGGAGAGGAGUGGGGGAGACGACAGGGGCCUCGAGGUUGAGGAUGAGCUUCCAUUCCAGGCCCGCCGGGAGCUCUAGGUCUAGGCGCUCGAGACCCAGGCGCGCGCAGGUCCUGGCGGCGGCGCAGGCCCUGGCUGGCGGGAGGGGAUAGCGGCGCAGCCCUGGGCGGCGGAAGGGGUGACGGCGGGAGAGGAUGGCGGCGGUGCAGCGCCAUUAAGCCGUGGAGCCGCCGCCCGUCAAGGUGGUCGCCGCGGAGGAGCAGGUGGACGGCGCAGCUCGCCUCGGGCGGCGCAGGUGGGCGCGGGCGGCGUUGGUUCACAGCGGUGGUGCGGCUCGCCUCGGGUGGCGUAGGUGGGCACGGGCAGCGGUGGUUCACAGCG
Molecule: messenger RNA, 2412 nt
Organism: Triticum dicoccoides
Lineage: Eukaryota; Viridiplantae; Streptophyta; Magnoliopsida; Poales; Poaceae
Exons: 3
Coding region: 286-885 (199 amino acids)
Source: RefSeq, a predicted model, not a curated record